Macadamia integrifolia is the source of this 1059-nucleotide messenger RNA. RefSeq names its product polyvinylalcohol dehydrogenase-like. The transcript is spliced from 2 exons. The record is from RefSeq and is a predicted model, not a curated record. Lineage: Eukaryota; Viridiplantae; Streptophyta; Magnoliopsida; Proteales; Proteaceae.
AUGUCGUUCUACAGAUCUUUCUAUGUUGGAACAUCUUCAUUAGAAGAAACCCUACCUAUCAGCCAAUGCUGCACUUUCCGGGGUAGCCUGUCCAAAUUAGACAUCCAAACAGGCACAAUAUUAUGGAAAACCUAUACUCUUCCAGACAAUGGUGGCCAAUUUGGAGGCUAUGCAGGAGCUUCAUUAUGGGGAAGUAGCCCCUUCAUUGAUGUAAUCAGAAAACAUGUUUAUGUUGCCACUAGAAAUCUCUACUCUGCUCCACAAUAUGUAAAGGAUUGCCAAGCAGUGGAGAAUAACCAAACAACCCCAACUCAACCAGACAAUUGUAUUGAGCCAAGUAACCAUGACAAUUCCUUUUUGGCCUUCGAUAUGAAUACAGGAAAUAUCACAUGGUAUAGGGAAUUCAAGGGGUAUGACAUAUGGUUCAUUGCUUGCAAUAAUCUUUAAACACCCAACUGCCCACCCGGUCCAAACCCAGAUGCGGAUUUUGGUAAUGCACCCAUGAUGCUCACCAUAUUUGUCAAUGGAACUAAACGUGAUAUUAUAGUUGCUGUCCAAAAAAGUGGUUAUGCUUGGGCUUUGGACCGUGACACUGGUAACCUCAUCUGGACUACUUUGGCUGGCCCAGGUAGCUUUAUUGGAGGAGGAAUGUGGGGAGCAGCCACAGAUGGUUUGAGGGUGUACACAAAUAUUAACAUUGAUCUUCAAAAGAGUUUCACCCUUAAACCAUCUAAGGAAAACACAACAGCAGGUUUGUGGGUGGCAAUGGAUGCUUCCACAGGUGAAGUCCUAUGGUCAGUAGGGAACCCAAGCAAUGCUACAGCUUCCGGUCCGGUUACCGUCACUAAUGAUGUUCUGUUUGCUGGAUCUCCAAAUUCUCAAGGAACUAUAUAUGCAAUGAGUGCUGAGAAAGGGAAAAUAUUAUGGUCAUAUGAUACUGGUGUACCUGUAUUUGUUGGCAUGUCGGUAAGCAAUGGAUGCAUCUAUGUUGGAAACGGAUACAGAGGGAUUGCAAGUUCUAACACCUCUGUCUAUGCCUUCUGUGUUAUUGAUGAUUGA